Pogona vitticeps (central bearded dragon) is the source of this 5015-nucleotide messenger RNA. RefSeq names its product zinc finger protein 521 (gene ZNF521). Lineage: Eukaryota; Metazoa; Chordata; Lepidosauria; Squamata; Agamidae. Gene Ontology annotation, cellular component: nucleus. Gene Ontology annotation, biological process: regulation of transcription by RNA polymerase II. The record is from RefSeq and is a predicted model, not a curated record. Gene Ontology annotation, molecular function: RNA polymerase II cis-regulatory region sequence-specific DNA binding; DNA-binding transcription activator activity, RNA polymerase II-specific.
CUGUCUGUGUGUGAGUGCAGGCAGGCUGACAAUGAUUUCCUCAGUGAUUACGUACAGAGCGAGUCCCUGCGGGUUAGGGGCCCCCUCUGGAGCCAUCCUGAUGGCUUUGGGGGCCUUGCUUCCAUUUUCCAUUAUUAUGUGGACUACCGGAGCGACAGCGCAGUCCAAGACCUUGCAGUAGAAGAAAAUGAAUCUGAGGACCAGGGAGGUGUGGGACAGUCAGCUGCACAAACAGAUCUGAACUGUAAACUAGAAGACAAGGGAGAAGAUGGAGACCUGAUAGAUUGUAAGAAGGGACCAGAAGAAGGGGAGGAGUUAGAUGAAGAAGCUGUGCACAGCUGUGACAGCUGCCUCCAGGUGUUCGAGUCACUGAGUGAUAUCACAGAGCACAAGAUUAAUCAAUGUCAACUGACAGAUGGAGUAGACAUUGAGGAUGAUCCUUCUUGCUCAUGGCCAGCUUCUUCACCUUCCAGCAAAGACCAGACUUCCCCAAGCCACGGAGACGGUUGUGAUUUUGGUGAAGAAGAAGGUGGCCCAGGAUUGCCCUAUCCAUGCCAGUUUUGUGACAAGUCGUUUAGCCGCCUCAGCUAUUUAAAGCACCACGAACAAAGCCACAGCGACAAGCUCCCCUUCAAAUGCACAUACUGCAGCCGUCUCUUCAAACACAAGAGGAGCCGGGAUCGCCACAUCAAACUUCACACAGGAGACAAGAAGUACCACUGCAGUGAGUGUGAUGCAGCUUUCUCAAGAAGCGAUCAUCUUAAAAUUCACUUAAAGACUCAUACCUCUAACAAGCCAUAUAAGUGUGCCAUUUGUCGGCGUGGAUUCCUCUCCUCUAGUUCACUCCAUGGACACAUGCAAGUCCAUGAGAGGAACAAAGAUGGUUCUCAGUCUGCUUCCCGGAUGGAGGAUUGGAAAAUGAAGGACACUCAGAAGUGUAGUCAGUGCGAAGAAGGCUUUGAUUUUCCUGAAGAUCUUCAGAAGCACAUAGCAGAAUGCCACCCUGAGUGUUCCCCAAAUGAAGACAGGGCUGCUCUUCAGUGUGUUUACUGCCAUGAACUCUUUGUAGAGGAAAAUUCACUUGUAAACCACAUGGAGCAGGCUCAUAAUGGAGCAGAAAAGAAAAAUAUGUGCAGUAUUUGUUCAGAGAACUUUCAUACUGUCGAAGAACUGUACAGUCACAUGGAUAGUCACCAGCAGCCCGAAUCGUGCAACCAUAGCAACAGCCCCUCUUUAGUAACUGUUGGCUAUACCUCAGUAUCUAGCACUACACCUGAUUCAAACCUCUCAGUGGACAGUUCAACUAUGGUAGAAACAGCUCCCCCGAUAACAAAAGGCCGUGGAAGAAAACGAGCAGCCCAGCAAGUAGCAGAUAUAACUGGGCCUUCAAGCAAGCAAGCCAAGGUUACCUACAGCUGCAUUUAUUGCAACAAGCAGUUAUUUUCAAGCCUUGCAGUACUACAGAUACACCUGAAAACUAUGCAUUUAGAUAAACCUGAACAAGCCCAUAUUUGUCAGUAUUGUCUAGAAGUGUUACCUUCGCUUUACAAUCUGAAUGAGCAUCUUAAGCAAAUACAUGAAGCCCCCGAUCCUGCACUGAUUGUUUCUACCAUGCCUACUAUGAUAUACCAGUGUAAUUUCUGUUCAGAAGUUUUCAAUGACCUCAACACCCUUCAGGAACAUAUUCGAUGUACUCAUGGAUUUGCAAAUCCAGCUGCUAAGGACAGUAAUGCAUUCUUUUGUCCUCAUUGCUACAUGGGGUUUCUUACUGAUUCUUCCUUGGAAGAGCAUAUUAGACAAGUCCAUUGUGAUCUCAGCAGUUCCCGUUUCGGUUCCCCUGUGCUAGGCACCCCUAAGGAUCCAGUUGUGGAAGUAUAUUCUUGUUCUUAUUGUACGAAUUCUCCAAUAUUUAAUAGUGUUCUUAAACUGAAUAAGCAUAUAAAGGAGAAUCAUAAGAACAUUCCAUUAGCGCUAAACUACAUUCAUAAUGGAAAGAAAUCAAGAGCCAUGAGUCCUUUAUCUCCUGUGACUCUCGAGCAGAGUUCAUUAAAGAUGAUGCAGGCUGUCGGUGGUGCCCCUCCACGCCCUGCUGGAGAAUAUAUUUGCAAUCAAUGCGGUGCUAAAUACACUUCACUGGAUGGUUUUCAGACUCACUUAAAAACACAUCUGGACACUGUCCUUCCGAAACUGACCUGUCCUCAGUGCAACAAGGAGUUUCCAAACCAAGAAUCCCUGUUGAAGCAUGUGACCAUCCAUUUCAUGAUAACCUCCACUUACUACAUCUGUGAAAGUUGUGAUAAACAGUUUACUUCAGUGGACGAUUUGCAGAAACACUUACUUGAUAUGCAUACUUUUGUAUUUUUCCGUUGCACUUUGUGCCAAGAGGUAUUUGAUUCUAAAGUCUCCAUUCAGCUGCACCUGGCUGUGAAGCACAGCAAUGAAAAGAAGGUAUACAGGUGCACCUCUUGUAACUGGGAUUUCCGCAAUGAGACAGAUCUGCAGCUCCAUGUUAAACACAAUCAUCUGGAAAACCAAGGAAAAGUUCACAAAUGUAUUUUUUGUGGUGAGUCGUUUGGUACUGAGGUGGAGCUUCAGUGCCACAUUACCACCCACAGCAAAAAAUACAACUGCAAGUUUUGCAGCAAAGCCUUCCAUGCUAUCAUAUUGUUGGAAAAGCACCUGAGGGAAAAACAUUGUGUUUUUGAAACAAAAACUCCCAACUGUGGAACCAAUGGAGCACCUGAGCCGGUUCAGAAAGAAGAAGUAGAGCUGCAGACCUUGCUGACCAACAGCCAGGAAUCACACAACAGCCAUGAUGGUAGUGAAGAAGAUGUGGAUACCUCUGAGCCUAUGUACGGAUGUGACAUUUGUGGAGCAGCCUAUACAAUGGAGUCACUUUUGCAGAAUCACCAGCUUAGAGAUCACAACAUCCGACCUGGAGAAAGUGCUAUAGUCAAGAAGAAAGCAGAGCUCAUUAAAGGGAACUACAAGUGUAAUGUGUGCUCUCGGACGUUCUUCUCUGAAAAUGGACUCCGUGAACACAUGCAAACCCAUUUGGGUCCAGUGAAACACUAUAUGUGUCCAAUAUGUGGUGAGAGAUUUCCUUCUCUUCUUACUCUCACUGAACAUAAGGUCACACAUAGCAAGAGCCUAGACACUGGGAACUGCAGGAUUUGCAAAAUGCCACUCCAGAGUGAGGAAGAAUUCUUGGAGCAUUGUCAGAUGCACCCUGAUUUACGAAAUUCCUUAACAGGAUUCCGCUGUGUCGUGUGCAUGCAAACAGUGACUUCGACUUUGGAGUUGAAGAUUCAUGGGACAUUCCACAUGCAGAAGACGGGCAACAGUUCCACAAUGCAGGCAACAGGGCGAGUGCAGCAUCUUCAGAAACUGUACAAAUGUGCAUCUUGCCUGAAGGAAUUCCGUUCAAAGCAGGAUUUGGUGAAACUUGACAUCAAUGGCCUACCAUAUGGUCUGUGUGCUGCCUGUGUUAAUCUCAGCAAAAGUGGGAGUCCAAGUGUCAACAUCCCUUCGAGCAGUAACAGACAAGGCAUGGGCCAGAAUGAGAACUUGAGUUCCACUGAGAGCAAAAAUAAAGCAGGAGGGUUGAAGACUCGCUGUUCAAGUUGCAAUGUUAAAUUUGAAUCAGAAAGUGAACUUCAGAACCACAUCCAAUCAGUCCAUAGAGAACUCCUUCCAGACAGCAAUAGCACGCAUCUGAAAACACCACAGGUAUCACCAAUGCCCCGAAUUAGCCCAUCACAAUCUGAAGAGAAGAAGACCUACCAGUGCAUCAAGUGCCAGAUGGUUUUCUACAAUGAGUGGGAUAUCCAGGUUCAUGUUGCAAACCACAUGAUUGAACUCGAUGGUAGAUAUACCAGUACUUCCACCAGUUCCAGAAGUCCCAGACGGUUGGGCAAUACUAAUGAAGGACUAAACCAUGAAUGCAAGCUGUGCAACCAGACAUUUGAUUCUCCUGCCAAACUUCAAUGUCAUCUGAUAGAACACAGUUUUGAAGGAAUGGGGGGAACCUUCAAAUGUCCAGUCUGUUUUACAGUAUUCGUCCAAGCCAACAAGUUGCAGCAACACAUUUUUUCGGCCCAUGGGCAAGAAGACAAGAUCUAUGACUGCACACAGUGCCCACAGAAAUUCUUCUUCCAAACAGAACUGCAGAAUCAUACAAUGACCCAGCAUAGCAGUUAGUGCAAGGCCCAGUUCAUCGGGAGAGGAUUCUUUGCAGGACACACACACACAUGAAAAAGGGAACAUGUUUUAAUCUUUGCACGAGACUUUCAUUGUUAAUGUAUAUUAUUCAGAAACAUUGUAUUGUACCAUACAACUUGUAUUAUCAAAACCGUUGGAUGUUCAUGUGUUUGAACUUUUGAGCACCAGAGAGACUUCCUGUAUAUAAAGUGUUGCACAUGUAUUAUGUUGUCUGAUACUAAAAUGGUCUUAUAAAGACAAGUGGACUUGGGCCCUAUUCAAGCAGGAUUAAGGAAUAAUGAUAAUAAUGGCAUAUAAUGGAAAUAAUGGCUUAAGGAAAUGAUAUUUUAAAGAAAGAGGGGGGAAAGAAAUCACAGUGAUACCUUACAACCCUAUUUGGCCUUCCUUUCAUUCUCGCUUAUGUCUACAAUCUCUCUCUUUUGGUAUACAACGGAUGAAUUCAAGAGUAUUUUUAUUGCUGAAAAUUCUUGCCAAAAAAAAAAAAAAAACACCUUUCCAAGCAGAAUCCCCCAGCUGAAUAUGGCCUGUAUAUAUAUUUGUAAGCCUUGCGAUAUGACAGAUAGCAUUACCAUAUAUGCAAUAGUUGUUAUGUAGAUUGUCAAAGAAUUUUUUUUCCUGGAUACCAUUUGAAGCUUUUGAGUGUUCAAGACUUUUCCUUAAUGAUGUCACAUGGCCAAAUUUUUGAAUCAGUUGAACUAACCUGUAUGUUACUGUUAUUAAUGUUUACUCUGCAGUCUGAACCUGGAGAUUACUGGAAUGGUUUUCCAAAAGGAAAUAAAUUCAGUUUACCAUUA